AUGGCACCUUCACGAAUGCCCGACGAACCAUUCCGUUUCCUAGAUCUCCCCAAAGAGCUAAGACUUAUUGUGUACGAAAAUCUUCCUCGAACUGUCGGUAACACAACAAUAAACCUCUCCUACGAAGACUUGCCUCUGCACUACAAGCGGCCAAUGUCUUUCUUCACUCUCAUCCACCGCAGCACUACUAUUUCCAUUCUCUGUGUCUGCAAGGAAAUCUACGCAGAGGCAGUCGACAUCAUCCACAAAACUAUCCGAAACUUCAUUCUCGAGGCAUCACCCAAGAUUGCAGGCACCUUGCAACCAAUUCACCUCUCCGACCCCCUAGGACCACUUAUGAGAGCUACUGCACGCGACUUUGACCACCUGCGCAACAGAUUCGGCUUCUCUCGAGAUGGCAAAUCUAUGAUACCCGUACUGUCUCACGACGAUCUUAUUUCUGGAUGCUUAUACCUUGCCAUCCGGUACUUCGAUUACGAUGAGUUGUAUGGAUCCCAGCAACACGCUGCCCCAGGGAGUCUUAUCGACUACAGGAGCAAAACACCCUUGUUCCUAAAACACCUUGCAGAAGCCCGAGAAACUACGGCUGAAUGGGACAUUGAAGACUUGCCAGAACAAUUCUACAAUGGACCGGCGUUAUUCCUACCAGGUAGUCUCAAAGCGCAAUUGCCCUCGAUCCCGCACGAUAGCGCGUGCAAAGAGUCAAAACGCGCAAUAAACACUUUCAUCACCACGGCUUCGAUACAGCUACUCUACCACCAUAUCAAGCGAGUCUCUGACUCUGCGCUCGGAAACCCCUAUAUUGAGUUUGUCAAUUAUUCCCCGAUACACGAACAAAUGAUUCGGUCCAUUGACGCAUCACAACGCGAAGUCCUCUGCAUGAGACGUAUGCUGGAUGCUUUCAACGUUGCAGAUCACCGCUCCAUCUGCUACGACUUCGGCGUCCAUGUCAAACUCUCGGGGUACGUUGUCGUAGAGGAGGGCCAGCAGCCGUGGCUAAAGCAAAAUGCCAUUAUGAGGUUGCCGGUGCAAGGAUCUGAUUCGAAUUUUCGGGGUUGGGAAAGACUCGAAAAGCCGAUCGAUGGAGUUGGCGGUGUGGCAAUCUGCCGGGAAUCUAUGACGAAGGAGGAGUGGGAGGAGGGGUGGCUUGCGAAUGAUUUUGAGAAUAAAGCUGACUUUCAUGAUAGCCAUAACAUGACUUUUGCUACCGACACUGCUAUGGAACUUUGA
This is a messenger RNA of Alternaria atra, 1230 nucleotides long. RefSeq lists its product as uncharacterized. Bases 1 to 1230 code for a protein of 409 amino acids. NCBI's taxonomy places the organism in Eukaryota, Fungi, Ascomycota, Dothideomycetes, Pleosporales, Pleosporaceae. The record is from RefSeq and is a predicted model, not a curated record. The transcript has a single exon.